AUGUAGUUGCUUUCAAGGAGAAGGGACUUCACCAACAGACAAUACAAGAUACAAGAAAACAGAGGAAACAGAGGAUAUUGAAGAAGAAAGAAAGAAAGUGGAAGAUGAGGCUGUUUGAGAGAAAAGGGCCAUGCGGUUUUACAUCCUCUUCCACUGCUGAUGAAGUCACACUGGGGAUUGACGGCUCUGGUUUCACUGCCCUUGUCACAGGGGGAUCAAGUCGCAUUGGUGCUGAAACAGUCCGUGUUCUUGCUCUACGUGGUGUCAGUGUUGUAAUGGCUGUCAGAAAUAUGACUGCUGGCCAAGAGGUUAAAGAUGCAAUCGUUAAGGAAAUCCCUGCAGCCAAAGUUGAUGUCAUGGAGUUAGACCUUAGUUCACUUGCAUCUGUAAGAAAAUUUGCAGCAGACUUUAAAACUUCUGGUCGUCCAUUGAACAUUUUAAUUAAUAAUGCAGGAGUCAUGGGAACUCCAUUUACGCUAUCCAAGGACAACAUAGAAUUACAUUUUGCCACAAACCACUUAGGUCAUUUUCUUCUAACCAAUCUGUUAUUGGACGCUAUGAAGAAAACAUAUCACGAAACUCAGAGAGAGGGAAGGAUUGUAAUUGUAUCAUCCGAUGGCCACCGGCAUACAUAUCGUGAAGGUGUUCGUUUUGAUAGGAUCAAUGAUCGAGAAGGGUACAACGGUUUUUUUGCAUACUUUCAAUCAAAGGUUGCCAACGUACUACAUGCUAAUGAGCUUGCAAGACGCUUAAAGGAGGAUGGGGUAGGGAUAACAGCGAACUCGGUUCAUCCCGGAGUAGUUGCAACCAGUAUCUUCCGUCAACUCGGCUUUUUUGAAGGUUUACUCAACUAUGUGGGCAAAUAUAUUAUGAAGAAUGUUCAACAAGGUGCUUCAACAACUUGCUAUGUAGCAUUGCAUCCGCAAGUGAAGGGCAUAAGUGGUGAAUAUUUUGAGGACAAUAACCUAUCAAAAGCAAGUUCCAAGGCCAUGGAAGUGGAUUUAGCAAAGAAGCUUUGGGAUUUUAGCAUGAAUUUAGUGAAGGAAAAUGUAGAUGAUGGUUCUUGAUCUGGUAGGCUAAACAGAAGCAGAUGAUUUAGCAAGUUCAGAAAGUAAAUUUUGAU
Coffea eugenioides is the source of this 1123-nucleotide messenger RNA. RefSeq names its product short-chain dehydrogenase TIC 32, chloroplastic-like. Bases 105 to 1067 code for a protein of 320 amino acids. The record is from RefSeq and is a predicted model, not a curated record. NCBI's taxonomy places the organism in Eukaryota, Viridiplantae, Streptophyta, Magnoliopsida, Gentianales, Rubiaceae. The transcript is spliced from 8 exons.